AAGCUAUCCAAGCGAAAAGUGUCAAACGAAAUUUUCCGUUCUUUCUGAAUAUUUGACAUAAUAUUUUUGAAAAUAAAAACUUUUUACUCGUGCCCCUCGUUUCACUUACACUUAGGAUUAUUCCAUAGAUUAUUUAAUUAUUUGGGAAAAUGGCACAUAAUACAGAUAGCGCGAAUGAUUUGGACAAACUUCAAACGGAGGACAAUGUCAGUAGUCCAGCAAAAGUAUCAAAUUCAAAUUCUUUACUCUAUGACAAAUCUCAAUCACUGGUAGAUAUUGCGAAUAAUACCUUCAAAGAAUUAUGUCGUACAUUGGAGAAUGAACAGUCCAAGUUGCUAGAGUUAGAGGAACGACGUAAAAAGCUGCAGGAGGAAAUGCAACGCCUCAAGCAAGAAAUUGAGGAAGAGAAGCAUACUUAUCGUCUCAAUUUGGUAGAAUCUCUUACGGAGAAUGCGGAAGUAAUGUGCGCCAAAGAAAUGGCUAAUAUCGAAUGUGGAGAAAGUGCGGAGCUUGACGAAGAUAUACCAUCAGGCUGUGAGUUUCAAAAUAAACUCGACACAUGUUACGAAACCGAUGAAACAGCAACUGGCGAAGAAGUCUCUCCUGCCAGCUACUCAGUACAUGAAGAUAAUAACAAAAAUCCCAAUGACAUUGCUGAUAGUAUUCAGCGGAAGCUGCAGGGUGUAGUUGCAGAAGGCGUAAUUCAGCAACGUAGUUGUGAAGAUUCAGACAAUGAGUUUUUCUUUUAGGCGAAUAUUUCACACCAAACUUGAAGGUCAAUUUGUUUUUGUUUCCACAUGCACGCCCACCUUUAUUUGUACAUUUUAUUUUUAAACCCUUGUUGAAAAAUUGUGCAUUUUAUUUCCUAAACCUUUACAAUAAACUUUAAUUCAUUUAUUUAUUUUGUACAAA
Anastrepha obliqua is the source of this 912-nucleotide messenger RNA. RefSeq lists its product as uncharacterized. The transcript is spliced from 3 exons. The record is from RefSeq and is a predicted model, not a curated record. The coding region runs from base 150 to 749 and encodes 199 amino acids. NCBI's taxonomy places the organism in Eukaryota, Metazoa, Arthropoda, Insecta, Diptera, Tephritidae.